Xiphias gladius (swordfish) is the source of this 469-nucleotide messenger RNA. It is a transcript of the gene atp5f1e, whose product is annotated as ATP synthase F1 subunit epsilon. Gene Ontology annotation, cellular component: mitochondrial inner membrane. Lineage: Eukaryota; Metazoa; Chordata; Actinopteri; Istiophoriformes; Xiphiidae. The transcript has 3 exons. The record is from RefSeq and is a predicted model, not a curated record. The coding region runs from base 104 to 268 and encodes 54 amino acids. Gene Ontology annotation, molecular function: proton-transporting ATP synthase activity, rotational mechanism. Gene Ontology annotation, biological process: proton motive force-driven mitochondrial ATP synthesis.
AUACUGCGCUGUUCCUAUUGGGCGCGGGAGAGGACCUGCGUAUCUCAAGUGACGUCAACGCGCACAUAUUCCGACCUGUCCUUGAAACCACAACACAGGCAGGAUGGUCGCGUACUGGAGACAGGCUGGCCUAAGCUACAUCCGCUUCUCCGCUAUCUGCGCUAACGCGGUGCGCGCUGCGCUGAAGCCGCAGUUCAAGACCGAGGCAGUGAAGGCCGCUGAAGCCAACGUCAGAGUCCUCAAACCCAUUCUCAAACCAGGGGCAUAGCGAUGUGAGACCAUGAUGUAGAUAGUUUUUUCCUGGAGUUGGGAGGUCCUGUCACUGUCCUGUCCUGCACACCAUGGAGAAGGCAAAAAAAAGAUGGAUGACAUCAAGAUGACCUGUUAAACUAGGGACCCAAAUGAAAUUGCUUUUUUUCCCCUUUCAUUUGCAAUUAAAAUUGUAUUAAAGAUGGAUAACAGAAAAACA